CUAGGCGGUGGAAGUUAUGCAGGGGGAGGGGUUGAUGAAGCGGUCACCGAAUCGUCGCCCUAGUCCCAGGGGAUUCGUCCUGCACCGCCAUCUGAAAGUUCGAGUUGGUGGGGGUGGCAACCCGAAAGGCCCUGUGGCUAAAACGGAUAGCGGCAGCCCUGCUCCCCGUGAGAAGACCCCCAAGAAGGUUGUGGCUCAGGCGGAGGAUACGGUUGAGUUCUCUUCGGCUCAUCCUGGAAUAGGACUCGGACGAUGAUAUGGCCUAUCCUCAGCAUGCUAUUGAGCAUGUGCCCCCGCAAGCCUCUUCACGGAUCCCUGCUGAUCUGCCGGAUUCUGGCCAGGCGAUGCCAUCGAUGGAUCCUUCGGCUGGGUGCUCUAAACCCGUGAAGCGGCGAGCUCGCCGAGCCGCGUCCAAGGCCAGCGCAUCGGCCGUGUCAGCUGACCAGACUGUGCAGAGCGCGGCUGGAGUUGACGAUGUUGCUCCGCACAUAAAACGGGCUCCGAGGGCUGCUCGAAAACUUAGGAAGGCCCAAGGCCCGCGUGGGGAGAAGGUCCAUGAUGGUGGCAGCGGGAUAGCUGAUCCGGCCCCAUUUUUUAUUCCCGUGGACACCCCGGCCAGUAGAAAUGCCGUAGGGAUGCAUGGUGGUAAGCAGGAUGGUGAAGAUGGGACCCCCUCACCUGCCGUGGGAAAGUCGAUGAGUAAUACCAUUCUUGAGAAGAGUGAGUCAGAGGACUCGGGGAUGGAGGAUGGGCACCAAGCUUUUGUGAUAAAAAAACGAAUCCCGGUGUCCCCUUCGACUAAAAUUCGCCAGGGCAUGGGAGGGAAGGUGUCCCAGUUUGCGGCAACUUUUGAAGCUGGAUUGGCUAUUUCCCAGGAGAAGGGGAGUAUGAACGGAGUCAAUGACUCUGAAUGCUAUGCUAAGUUGGUGCAGAAUGAUUUACCCAAGGAGGGGGCUAGUGAUCUUGAUGAAUAUGGGUCGAACAUGACCAAUCCAGCCUUCGAGAUUCGCAAGUGUCCUUUGACAAUCAUUGAGGGUGAGGUGGGAACCCCUCCCACGCCAAAGAGGCAAUUUGUGGAGUUUGCUGAUGAUAAGGAAAAGGUGGAGGAAGCCAGCCUGAAGUGGCCCCAGUCCGAUAAAUGAAGAUUCUGGCCUGGAAUGUGAGAGGAAUUGGACCAUCCCUCACAUUUCAAACUGCUGUUGGAUUAGUUCGUUCUAAUAAACCGGAUAUCGUGUUUUUCUCGGAAACCCGAUCGUGCCGGCGUGUUGUCUUCCUUCGUAUGCGGGGUUUAGGUUUUGAUAUUUCUAAGUGUAUUUUUGUGGAUGCGAUUGAGGCGUCUGGUGGUUUAGUAGUUUCUUGGUCCCCCGGAGAUGAUGCUUCGGUGUUUUAUCAUUCCAAUUUCUGUAUCUGUUCCCAAAUUAAUGAAGAGGAAUUUUCUUA
Linum trigynum is the source of this 1440-nucleotide messenger RNA. The record is from the annotation of a GenBank genome assembly. NCBI's taxonomy places the organism in Eukaryota, Viridiplantae, Streptophyta, Magnoliopsida, Malpighiales, Linaceae.